Molecule: messenger RNA, 735 nt
Organism: Dioszegia hungarica
Lineage: Eukaryota; Fungi; Basidiomycota; Tremellomycetes; Tremellales; Bulleribasidiaceae
Exons: 1
Coding region: 1-735 (244 amino acids)
Source: RefSeq, a predicted model, not a curated record
AUGCGUCGAUGUCGACGGCGUAGCCCUCGAAUGCGCGAUCCAGGACCGUCGCCCGCGGCUGUCAAAGCGGCGGAUCGCGCCGAAAAAGCCCACCGGAAAGCUAUCAACGCCAGGGCGACCAAGCUCAUCAAGGUGGUCGAAUCCCUCCCCAGCGGAGUCGUCAAGUCGGUGCGGCUCGUUCCUCGCCCCGGGGGCGCAUCGCCGUGCAUGGUCUACCUUCUGACGGAGGUGACGAACAGUCUGGAGCGGCUGGAGAUCGAGGCUCCGCAGCGGCUCGUUCACCAGCCAGAUCUCCGCGGGUGGGAGUCGGAUUCGCUCGACUGCCAUCUCGUCUAUAGUGGUGUCGCCUUUUUCUCGCUCACCCAACUCCGGAUCGGUCGGUCGGCCAUCAGGUUCCUCGAAAUCAUCCACGUGCUCCUAGACCGCGCCCCUUAUCUCGAGCAGCUCGAUAUCUGCCUUGACGAGAAAGGGUUCUCGAGGUGGCAUAAUCAUGAUGCUCUGGAUCUACCAGAUUCACUGGGUUUCUGGUCUGUAGAGCAUCUCUGCAUCUCGGCGCCACCUCGUGACCCGCGGGAGGGUACGAUGCUCUGCGGACCCAAGCUGUAUUUCGUCGAUGUGAUCGAAUGCCUCCCUGGCAUACGGCGCCUUUCGAUCUCCUUCACAUACGCUAUCGAUGAGGCGACAUGCAAUGAUCCCGACGACACGAUGGUUCGGGACGAGGGACGAGGACCUUGA